AUGGCAACUACAAAAGAUCUCAGAGCAGCAAUUGAAACCACCACGAGGCAAUUCUUCGCCGCCUACGUCGAAUCUGGAGAACGUAACGACCCAGCCAUCAUCAACCGUGACGUCGACCCGGACUGCAAACGCUUCUACCGCCCCAUCUCUCUAUGCGACUGGUUCGGAGUUCCUCCCGACUGGUCUCACGAUGACGAGGCGUACAAAGCUGAUAUCGCAGCUAAUCUCGAGCAUGGGUCAAUAAAGACAUGUGAGGUUUUUAACCUGACUAUUGAUGUGGAUGCUCGCUAA
Molecule: messenger RNA, 291 nt
Organism: Fusarium sp. VM40
Lineage: Eukaryota; Fungi; Ascomycota; Sordariomycetes; Hypocreales; Nectriaceae
Source: the annotation of a GenBank genome assembly